This is a messenger RNA of Chaetomium fimeti, 3245 nucleotides long. RefSeq lists its product as uncharacterized. The record is from RefSeq and is a predicted model, not a curated record. The transcript has 4 exons. Gene Ontology annotation, cellular component: nucleus. Bases 387 to 3245 code for a protein of 952 amino acids. Lineage: Eukaryota; Fungi; Ascomycota; Sordariomycetes; Sordariales; Chaetomiaceae. Gene Ontology annotation, biological process: regulation of DNA-templated transcription; DNA-templated transcription. Gene Ontology annotation, molecular function: DNA binding; DNA-binding transcription factor activity, RNA polymerase II-specific; zinc ion binding.
CCGUUGUCUCUUACCCCCACCUUUCCAUUCUGUGCCUCUUGCGGAUCGAGAGAGAGCUGACCAAUCUUUCUUUAACCGCAACAUCACCCCAAGUCAGCAGCAGUGGUAGGCAGGCAGUUUGUCAGGGUCCAGCGUGCCGAAAACGCGAUCCGUGUUUGACGGCUUGCGAUCAGCUUGCGCAUGAAGUGUUGUUUCGGAUUAUCCCGUUGCAGAUUAACUAUUUUGUUGUUGAGUCUCUUCCAACGGUUGCUACCAUCAAGGGAACAGUGAAACAAGUGGAUAGCGUGCCUGGCUAGGCAGUCUGCUCCGCAAUACGCGGAACACGGCCUCACAUACACGGGCAUACACACGCACAUACACAACAACCACACUCACUGCACCUAUUCAUGUCAACCACGGAAAGCCCCGAAGAUGGGGCACCCGGUACCGGUGACGACUGGACGGGUGCCCCGGCUCCGAGGGAACAAGCCCGACCACCACCUCGGAAGCGGAGGCGGAUAGUCAUCUCAUGCACCGAGUGCCACCGCCGGAAGCAAAAGUGUGACCGCAAACUCCCCUGCACAAACUGCGUCUCCCGUAGCAAGGAGAGCGCAUGCCGUUAUGAGACAGGUGCACCAGCCCCCAAACAGAAUGGAAGGCUAGCAACCACCGCCAGAAACCAUCCCCAUGAUGUAGCGGCCACCACAGCAGCAACCACAGUAGCAACCACAGCGCCCACCCCCAGCCCCACCACCCUCCCCUUCCCCGCCAAGACAGCCGCAGCCUUUGGCUACACCCACGCGAGUGCCAGCACCCUCGGCUUCCUGCACCGCAUCGAAUCCCACCCAGGCGACCCUCCCAACGGCAGUGACAACACCAACAACAACAAUAACACCAACACCACCACCAACCCCUACCCCCUCACUAGCCCACUCACCACCUCCGCACCCCCUUCCACCACCACCAUCACCACCAUCACCGCCAGCAGCACCACCACCCCCACCGACCCCCCAACCGACACCACCACCCGCGACCGCUACAAGACCCUCGUCCGCCAGCUGCCCGCCCGCUGCGCCGUCGAGAAGCUCGCGGCGCUCUACUUCGCCGAGUUCAACCCGCACUACGCCGUGCUGGACCGCGACGUCUUCGACGAGCAGCUGGCCACCUGGUACCGCCUGCCCUUCAGCACGCUCUCGACGGGCGCCGGCCCCGCGGCGCUGGAUUGUGAGAUGCGCGCUUUCCCCGCGGUGGUGUUCCAGGUCUGUGCGGUCGGGCUGUUGGUGUUGGAUGAUGAGACGGGGGGGGAUGAGCAUUUUUGGAGGGUGAGUGGUGGUGUGGGUAGUGGUGGUGGUGGGCAUGGGGUGGAGGAGGGGGAGAAUUGGUUUGGGGGGUUGAAGUAUGCGGGCGGGAUGACGUUUGAGGAUCUGGCGAGGGAGUAUAGUGAUUGUGCCAUGGAGGUGUUGGCCGUGUUGGGGAAGAGGGGGAUGGGGUUGAAUACGGUGGCGGCGGGCUGGAUUAGGGCGAGCUGGUUGAAAUAUGUGGGGUUGGUUACCGAGUCGUGGCAUGCCGUCGGCGCGGCGAUCCGCGAUGCUCAGGAGAUUGGUCUGCACCGCGACAACCUCGACCCCAAGCCUGUGGGCGGCGACGCCGAGGCCGUCUUGGAAAACCAGUGGCAGGUGCAGCGCCGGAGGGUAAUGUGGAUGGUGCUGGUGAUGUGGGACCUGCACAUGGCCAGCGUGCUCGGCCGCCCGACCUCGACCGACCUCACCAUGGCGAGCCCCUCGCUGCCCGUCGACGCGCCCACGCCCAGCAACCGCUCCAAGACCCCCAUCCUGCCGAGGGGGGAAAACGACCCGCCCACCCCCUUGACGAGGGCGCUCUGGUCCUACCACACCUUGCGUCCGCUCAAGGAGAUCAUCGAGAUGGAGAAGGACGGGCCCUGCCCCAAGGACUUUGCCCGCGUCGAUCGCCUGCACAACGAGCUGCUGGACAUUGACGCCAGGACGCCUGCCUUCUUCCGCCUCGAGAACCCGGACACCCGGUUCGAUGCCCUGCCUGAGUGUCACUGGCUCCCAUUGGCGAGGGUGAUCUUGCCGCAGUUGUUGACCUUUGAACUGAUGGCGCUGCAUCGGCCGUAUAUCUUUACGCGGCCGAAGAGCAGGACCGAGGCGCUGAAGGCGAGCUUGGAUAUGUUGCAUGCGCAGAGGCUGCAUUUUCUGGCUUUGAGGCCGCAGAUGUAUAAGACGUUCUCCCUAUUCUUCGGCACCUUUGACGCCAUCGUCAUGAUGGCCUCCAUCUACAUCCUCUUCCCAAAAGAGCAUCCCGACCUGAUGCAGAAAGCGCUCCAGCACUUCCACUGGGCCGUCAGGCGCUUCGAGGCCAUGUCGACCCGCAACCCGCUCGCCAAAGCCGCACUCGGUGUGCUCCACGCCAUCUGCCAGCGCAUGACGAGGUCGCUGGGACUGACAUGCCGAGCGGUGCAAAAGAUGCUAAUCUCAGAACCCUCACCGGCCUACCCGAACGGAACCGCCAACAACAGCAGCGUCGGCUCCUCCAUAUCCGUCAGCCCCAGCACCAGCACAAGCUACCACCCGUCCCCCUCCACGGGGUCAAGAACCAGCCUCAGCACAGCCGCCACCUCCACCCCCAGCGCGGGCGGCGACAGCUUCUCACCACCUCAGCACGCCCCGCUAAACGGCCACUCCCACCAGAACGGCAACAACAACACCACCACCACCACCACCACACCACUCCCUCUGACCGCUUUGUGCAACCCCACCCACGACUUCGGCUUCACCCUCGACCCGGACCUCUUCCCCCUCCCGCCCCCGACGACGGCCGUAGCCGACAGCCCCUUCGACUGGAACCCCCCCAGCGACUUUGACUGGUCCAGCCUGCAGCCCAUCUAUGCCACCAGCGACCUUGUCUACCACAACCUGAGCAAGGCUGCCCCUGGGGUGGAUGGUGCGGGUGCGGGUGGGGUGGUUGGUGGUUGGGGGUAUCAGGGGCAUCAGCAGCAAACUCAGCAGCAGCAGCAGCAGCAGGGUGGUUAUGGGGGGAGUGGGGGUGUUGCUGAUGGGAAUGGGAAUGGGGUAGGUUUGGCGGCGGGGGGAGGAGGGGGUGAGGUGGGGUUGGGUGCUGUGGAAGGGGCAUCGAAUGUGCCGGCCGUCGAGGGAGGGGCGAUAAUUCCCUCGUAUAGUCAGUUUGGGGGGGAUUUUGGGGAUGAUAGUUUGUGGAAUUUGCUGAAUCAGUAUGCGCCUAUUUAG